CACAAUGAAACUGCAGUGCCUGGCCUGCCUGAGCUGAAAGACUGAAAAAAGCUGAAGAGGUGCUUCUGAACCUCGUCGUCUUUCUCUUGCAUCUUCAACCUGUGAGAAGUCUCCAACAAACACAUUAAUCAAUCGCUCGGGCUUUAGGGUUUUUGUGCGCAUCUGGAUCUGUGAGCAAUUCAGAUGGUUUCGGACGACGUCGUAGAUAGCUUGGAGAAAGGGUUACUAUCCGAAACUGCAAAUGAAGCUGAAGAUGAAAUAGUUCUGUAUUCAGCUUCGUUUCAGGAGAUGGAGGAGAAUUAUGUGAAGUACCAAACAGCACAAUGGCUUCUUUACUCUUUGCUUUUAAUAUUGGCAUGGGGAAUUGGGUUCUUCAUGCUGCUUUAUUUACCAGUCCGAAGAUACAUUUUGCGCAAGGAUAUUCGGUCCAGAAAGCUCUAUCUCACUCCCAAUGCCAUUGUCUACAAGGUUACCAAGCCAGUUCCAUUUCCAAUUUUUGGGGUGCUGAAGAAAGAAAAGCAUGUUUUGUUGCCUUCAGUCGCUGAUGUUGUAAUUGAGCAAGGAUAUCUGCAGUCUCUCUAUGGUGUCUACUCACUUAGAAUAGAGCAUGUUGGUGUCAGAAGGCCACCAAGCGAUGAUGUUCAAAUCCAUGGCAUUGCAAAUCCCAGUGCUUUCAGGAAGGCUGUCCUCAUGCGCCUGUCAAGCAUGACGAAUGAGGUUUUCUCUAGACAAGUUUCCACGCUCGAAGACAUUCCCAAUUUGAGGCUUCAGAUGUCUCCGUCAAAGCCCCUCAGGUAUGGGGAUCUAACACUACUGCAGAAACUUGAUGAAGUUGGAAGUUCUGUGAAGAGAGUUCAAACGUUACUUGAGGAGCACCCUCCAACAUCAGAACCUAUAGAAUGAAAUGUGCCGUUUCCUAUGUUUUGGAUCUAGUAUGUGACGCAGGAUAUGCAGGACGGCUGUAAUUUCACAUCAGGCCUUUCCCCGGUACAACAUGUGUGCACGCCCAUACCAUUUUAUCAUCACCUAUCUCAGCUGACAAUCCAGCAGUGCAAUUUACAACCCCACAAACAUGAGAUAUGCUUCCAACGUGUCUGUUGGUGAUUUUGGUGUACUUUGUAUCUUAUCAUUUGCAAAUAUAGAAAUUGUCCCGUGUAAAAAAAAAUUUAUGAUUCUCCCCAUUGGGGUUUGUUGUGUGCUGUUCUUUUAACGAAAAAGAUUUCCUUUUUGUUUUCA
Prunus dulcis (almond) is the source of this 1236-nucleotide messenger RNA. RefSeq lists its product as uncharacterized. The coding region runs from base 184 to 903 and encodes 239 amino acids. The record is from RefSeq and is a predicted model, not a curated record. The transcript has 8 exons. NCBI's taxonomy places the organism in Eukaryota, Viridiplantae, Streptophyta, Magnoliopsida, Rosales, Rosaceae.